AUUCCGGAACUAGUACUAUUAACCAUUACCGCGACAAUAUCGAUCGUUUCGUCGACGCGGGAAAAAGGUGGGGGCGAAAUUAAGGAACAACGAGCAACGACUCGUCGACUCGAGUAACGUUCGAAACUCGUCGAAAUUUCGAUCGCAAAACUCGAGGAUUAAUCUUCACGAGCGAUCGAUCACGAGGUUAAACGAUAAUUUGACCAGAUUUCCCCAUUUUGUAUUCCCAUCGUCGAACGAUACUCGAACAAGAUCGGGCCAGAAAUUAAAUUCAAUCUACAAACGCGUCCCGCCUCUGAAUUCGAGAAUUUCGCAUCCGAGGAGGAAUUCCCUCGCGAGAAGGACGCACCGAAUUCCGAUGAAUAAUUCACGAUUGGAUGAUGGCGCGACCUUGGGCCAAUAUUCGGGAUUCUCGGAUCGGAAGGAAGCGUUCUCGCCCAUUCUGUUGGCCAAGGUCGAGUCGACGACGACUCGGUUCGAUCACGUGGCCGCCAUCAAAAAGAUCACCGACUCGCUGUUGGCUCGAGGUGUUUCCAAAUUAUCUUUCAACGAGAAUGAGAACAUCGUUGAGAACCCCGUUCCAUCCUCCAUUCCCCCCCCUCACGCCCAUCAUUCCGUCGAUCGUCACUGGACCUCGAAACGAACGUCCAACAGGACGAAAAUUCGUCGCCCAUCCUCGCCUCAUCUUCCAUCAAACUCGAAGAAGAAGAAUAAUCAGAACAAGAUCGUCCACAAGAAUAAUUCUUCCUUCGAUUCGAGCUUGAAGAAUUGGCCCAACACAGGCGUUCAGAACGCCGAGGAUUUCCACAAUUACGAUAAGUACACCUCCUCCAUGGAACAAACUGACCCGAUCAAACUUGAGAUCGCGCACAAUCCAUCGAGAAAUUCCACUUUCGAUCAUCACGCUGACCCUGUUUCACAGAGGCCGAUCUCCAAUCUCCAAGAAAUAGUCCAUUGGUUGAAGAUCCCUGCCUUCGUGACGAAUGGUAGCCACGUGGUGGAGGCCGACCAAAUCGAUAAUCCUGUCAGCGUCACUUUCGAUUCCGUAUACCAAAAUUUGGAGCCGAACGAGCCUUCCAACCCGAACAAACCGCAAAUUCCGAGACCGGGUUUCAUUUAUCCUCUUCAUCGUCCGAGCCACGCCACGGAAAACGUUCCGAAUCGCGUAGAAAACGAUCCGCCGAGAAACAAGAGCGAAAAUUCUCUCGUUCGCAAUCCUCAAACCCACGUGUCCCAGAACACCGUGCUUCAUUUCGUAAAUCUAGACCCGUCGAGAAUACCUCCGGGACACGUCCAACCCAUCUCCUCCUCCAACACUUUCGCUUCUCCUUCUCCCUCGACUGUUCUUUCACAAUCGUAUCCUUCUUCGACCACCUCCAAACCAGGAGGUCCAAACAGGGUUCACAUAGGCUUCACUUCUUACGAGGAGAGCAAGAAUCCGUUAUCCAAUCAGAAACCUCAAACUCCGAUGGUAACUUACGACCAGAAUUGUCCCACGAUACUAAUAAACUCGUACACGAGGAUCAACAAUACGAUACAGAGCAAAGAGGGUUGCACGGAUCUGAACAUCGUCAUCAAUUCUCACGUGUUCAACUCGAACGUGUACAAGUCAUCCACCCCUUCUCCUUCGACCACCGACCACCGGAUCAAUUCCGAAUAUUAUCAGAAUUAUCACGAUCAGGUGGAUAAAUACGGUGUCAGCGGGACAGGAUCUCUUGUCGACGAUUAUUAUCGACCCGUUCCUACUUACCGACCCCCCACUCCCCAAAACGAUCCAGAGGAGACCGACCAGAUCCUCUCUCAACAGAACGACGUUUCCAAUUUCGAAGUGGUGCAGGACACUCAGAUCAGCAUCACGAAUUCGGAUCAAGCUUCUCAAACCGGUUCAGAUUCUGCAACGAUAGUUGGCACUGACGUUGGCCAAGCGAACGAUCCUUCGCCCGUCGAUUCUCUCGUUCGUCCGGCCGUGGCGCCACUUGCCAACUCGGACUCUUCCACGGGAUCCUCCUUACUUUCCCCAGUCGGCGGUCUGCCCUCUUCCGCCACGGCUCGUCCAAUCGAGGACGAGGAGGAGGACGAGGAUUACGAUUUGUCCCCAACCGGUAUCAUGGAUUCCAUAGCCUCGGCCUUCGCCUAUCUCGCCUUCAAUCCAUUGCAUUACGGCUUCUUCAGCUUGGCGGCUGCUCCCUUCACCGCCCUCGCGGCUGGAAUCCUCGGCGUAGUCACGUUUCUCUAUCCUUGGCUGUUCCCUAGCUCCUUCGGUUUCGCCAGGGCCAACGAUAACGCGAGCCAGAACGGUUAUUGGUUAUCCGGUUUCGAGGAGGUGGUUAGACAGUCUAUGGAGAGGUACGGAAGGAUGAACGAAUGGAAGAGCAAGAGGAAGAAGAGGAAGAGAUGAAAACGAAGAUCUUUCUCUCUCUCUCUCUCUCCUCUUUUUUCGCCGAGAUCUUUCGAGAUGUUGGAUGAAAAUAUCGUUGCUUUAAUUCUUCUUUUUAAAAAGCUUUAAAUAAUUAAUUCGUAAAUUUUAUUUUAUAUAUAUAUCGUUCAUCGAUUAUUUAUUAAGGGGAAACGGGUGUUAGAAUAACGUUUGUUUAGACUUCGGGCAAAUAACCUCGCCAACGAUAGCUUUAAAUCUAACGCGUUAACGAGU
Messenger RNA from Apis florea (little honeybee), 2650 nucleotides. Its product is annotated as serine/threonine-protein kinase pakG-like. NCBI's taxonomy places the organism in Eukaryota, Metazoa, Arthropoda, Insecta, Hymenoptera, Apidae. The record is from RefSeq and is a predicted model, not a curated record.